This is a messenger RNA of Symsagittifera roscoffensis, 1319 nucleotides long. RefSeq lists its product as uncharacterized. The transcript has 4 exons. Bases 2 to 1297 code for a protein of 431 amino acids. The record is from RefSeq and is a predicted model, not a curated record. Gene Ontology annotation, cellular component: Sin3-type complex. Lineage: Eukaryota; Metazoa; Xenacoelomorpha; Acoela; Convolutidae. Gene Ontology annotation, molecular function: histone deacetylase binding. Gene Ontology annotation, biological process: negative regulation of transcription by RNA polymerase II.
UAUGGACAUGAAUCUCUGUGGACCAGAGGCCUGUCUUUAUGAAUCAAAUAUCCCCGAAGAUACUCGCUACCCUUUCUAUAUUGAAAGCAAUCUUCGCAAUUUUUUGGAAAGUCCUAUAAAUCCUGAUGAUGAUGAGGCUGUUAGUGAGCACAUGAAAAGAAUUGGAACUUUAGCAGAAUGUGCGAAACAGGCGAAAUAUUUGUGCCGCCAGAUGAUAGAUGAAGUGGAUAAUGAAAUUGACAUGAUUGAAGAUGGCGUUCACCCAGAAGUGAACAAAGUAAAACUGGAGGCUAACAAAAAGCUGAGACGGAAAGUGAAAAUCGAGAAAAAGAGCUACGAUGAAAAAGUAACUCAGUAUGAGCUGGAACACAAAAACGAAGUUGAGAAAUUGAAUAGUGAAUUAGAGAGUAGAAAGCAGACUCUUCUGACUGAGAUGUUGACUGCUCUGGAGAAGCAGAAGGAGGCGAUCGAGGCCAGACUGAAGAGCGGACACUCUGGAGGUCAAUUUCCGGAUAAUCUGAUGGCCUCCACGGGCAACAAUGACAAUUGCGGACAGGUCCUCACACGAAAGCUACGGAAAAAGGCCAACGCCGAAGCAGCAGCUUGUCACAUCUCACCCGAAAUAGUGUCGGGUUUGAACGACAUCUCAGUACCGCAUGUAGUAUCAACUAUAGCUAAAACACACGUACAGUUAGACGAAAGUAUGCACGAGGCAGCUUUAAUGACGUCAUUAGCUAAUGGAUUGCUCGAACAGGAAAAGGAGGAAGACCCGACUGCGAAGUACGAGGAGUUUGCAAGGCUGAAGGGACCUGGGAAUAGUAUCCAGUUGACAGAAAAUGGAUUUAGAGUGGAUUCGUUGUUGGCUGAAUUAGACGUGAAAUUGACAGAUGACGAGAUUUUGAAUGAUUUGAUGGCGGCAACGAAAGGAAAGUACAAGUCAACAUCGCAAAACUCAGCAAUAGCGCAUUUGAUCACUGCCACCUCAUCUUCAGCCAAAGGUAGCCAGUCUUUGCCAGAAUCAAAAGUGACCGUAAAUUCUCACCAGUCCGAAAAUUCAAGCAGUUCUGGUGGACAAAAGAGCAGCAAUGUGUACCUUGAAGACAAAAAUCUGAUUUAUAACAAUACGACAUUUUUCAAAGGGCAGCAAGUGUACAUAGAAGGCAAUACAAAAGGGCUCUGUAAUAUUUUGGGAAUAAACCAACAGGAGGUGCAAUUGAAAAAACUGAAUGAUUCGACGAAGAUCAAAAUAUCAUUGGAUAUGUUGAGGAGAGGAACAUAUAGAUUAAUUGAAAGGUAGUUGUACUCGAUUUUGUAAAUUU